Jatropha curcas is the source of this 1486-nucleotide messenger RNA. Its product is annotated as farnesyl pyrophosphate synthase. Lineage: Eukaryota; Viridiplantae; Streptophyta; Magnoliopsida; Malpighiales; Euphorbiaceae. Gene Ontology annotation, molecular function: dimethylallyltranstransferase activity; (2E,6E)-farnesyl diphosphate synthase activity. Gene Ontology annotation, biological process: trans, trans-farnesyl diphosphate biosynthetic process. Gene Ontology annotation, cellular component: cytoplasm. The record is from RefSeq and is a predicted model, not a curated record.
GUCAAAAUGGGUGGACGCAUGUUUUUAAUUUUUUUAUCAGAGGCGGCACGGCAGAUAGAGAUCUGGAUUUCACUUUAAUGUAUUUACAAAAUAGCCAUUGGAGAUGGCGCCCUUUCAUAUCGAACGAAAAUGAGCGAUCUGAAAUCCAAGUUCUUGGAAGUCUAUUCAACGCUCAAAUCACAGCUAUUAAAUGACCCUGCUUUUGAAUUCACUGAUGAUUCUCGCCAAUGGCUCGACCGUAUGCUGGAUUACAAUGUACCUAGAGGAAAGUUAUACCGAGGACUGGCUGUCAUUGAUUGCUACAAGUCACUUAAGGAAGGAAAAGAACUGACUAAUGAUGAAAUGCUUCUUGCUUGCGUGCUUGGUUGGUGCAUCGAAUGGCUUCAAGCAUGUGCAGUGGUGCUUGACGACAUUAUGGACAACUCUCAUACACGCCGUGGUCAACCUUGUUGGUACAUGCUACCAAAGGUUGGUUUUAUCGCUAUAAAUGAUGGAAUAAUACUCCCCAAUCAAGUCCGCAGAAUUCUGAAGAUGUAUUUCAGAGAAAAGCCUUAUUAUGUGCAUCUGCUGGAAUUAUUUCAUGAGGUGGAAUUCCAAUCAGUCUGUGGAGAAAUGAUAGAUUUAAUUAGCACACAUAAAGGUGAACAGGAUCUAUCCAACUACUCAUUGUCACUUUAUCAUCGCAUAGUUGAGUACAAAAGUGCUUAUUAUUCCAUUUACCUUCCGGUUGCAUGCUCAUUGCUUAUGGCAGGUGAGAAUCUUGAGAGCCAUGCCGAAGCAAAGAAGAUCCUUAUUGAAAUUACUAUCUAUUUUCAAGUCCAGGAUGAUUAUCAAGAUUGUUUUGGAGACCCAGAAAUAACUGGUAAGGUUGGAACAGAUAUUGAGGAUUGCAAGUGCACUUGGUUUGUUGUUAAAGCACUAGAACUUGCUAAUGAGGAACAAAAGAAACUAUUAUAUGAAAACUAUGGGAAAACAGAUCCAGGCUGUGUCGCAAAAGUGAAAGAACUUUAUAGAAUUCUUGAUCUUCAGGGUAUAUAUGCAGAAUAUGAGAGGAAAACUUAUGACAAGCUUGCAAAGGCCAUUGAAACUCAUCCAAACAAAGCGCUGCAGGCUUUGUGGAGGAGAUUCGUCAGAACUAGAUGGACAGUUGACAGAGCACAAAAUGCUCCCCGAAACAGUUGAGAACUGAUACGUAUGAUAUUCGAUUGCACUUGAAUCCAAAUGAUUUCUGGGAUUUUGCAGUUAAGUCAUAAGUUUUUUGAACAUUAGAAUGGGAAAUGAAACUUUGGGUAAGGUCAUCAGAUACACGCUAGAUGAACUUUGAAGAGUUUCCACAAUAUAUCAUUUGUUUAAAUUUCAUUGGACUUCUGGUUCUAUAUAAUUUAAUUAGUUUAAUUCUUGAACUUUGAGGCAACUUCUUCUUGGUUUCUGUAAAAUCUGAACGGUUAACCGCUUUAUGAAAUUUGGCGCCAUUUAUCUAUUUUGA